Messenger RNA from Octodon degus (degu), 3074 nucleotides. It is a transcript of the gene Txndc16, whose product is annotated as thioredoxin domain containing 16. The coding region runs from base 516 to 2963 and encodes 815 amino acids. The record is from RefSeq and is a predicted model, not a curated record. Lineage: Eukaryota; Metazoa; Chordata; Mammalia; Rodentia; Octodontidae. The transcript has 22 exons.
AUUGGUUGAAGAUUCCCUUACGUAAGAAGCACGAGGAGAAGGAGGAGCUCCCUUUUUCUUUUUUUUCUUUUUUUUUUGCCCUGGAGACUGAUUGAGCUGUGGGGUGCUACGGCCGGGUAGGGAGCUGCAACCUGCAGCGCGGCCGCUGUCCCGCCUGUGCCUCCGUGCGGUCCGGUUCGGGCCAACGCCGGCAGGUGCUGCGCGCAGCUCUCGGGCAGAAACUUAGAAAGAAUGAAGCUGAAGAACCAAAGUACCACUGUACUGGAGCAGGGGGAGCAGAGUAUACAACAUCGGUAGAAAAACUUACUGAAGGUGUUCAAGAAUAAGUUGAAAAUAGCCAAGAAAAAGAAGAUAAAGAAAAUUAAUGGCAGAUACAGAGGGCAGGAUGAAGCUAUAACUUCAUUUAAUUUCAUUUAACAGAACUUUGUUGAAGACUUACUUGGAACUAGGUACUGACCUUGGCCAAAAAGACGCCACCUCCCACCACGUACAGCUAAGUACAGCUACGGCUCGUGAUGGCGUCUGACCUCAGGGUAUUGAGCUCUGGGGUCUUUUUCGUUGUAAUGUGCAUUUUGUACAAGUCAACUGAAGACCCUCUGCCAGAACUGAGUCCUCAGAACUAUCUCAGUACCUUGCAGCCAGGAAAAGCCUCUUUGGCGUAUUUUUGUCACAUCGAUUUCCCAAGCACCUCUGUAGUUCUUGACCAGUUGCGUGAGGCUGUUAGCCCGCUCCAGGACUAUGGGGUUUCAGUUGCAAAGGUUAAUUGUGCGGAAGAAGAAACAUCAAGGUACUGUGGUAAAGAAAAGGAAUUGUUGAAAGCGUAUUUAUUCAGAGGCAAUGUACUGCUCAGAGAAUUCCCAGUGGACACCUUGUUCGAUGUGAACGCUAUCGUCGCUCAUGUUCUCUUUGCUCUUCUUUUUAACGAAGUGAAGUAUAUCACUACCCUCGAAGACCUUCAGAAUGUAGAAAAUACUGUGAAAGGAAAAGCAGAUAUGAUCUUUUCAUAUGUAAGAGCCAUUGGCACUCCAGAGCACAGAGCAGUCAUGGGAGCAGCCUUUGUGUAUGGGACCACCUAUCAAUUUGUUUUAACCACGGAAACUGGCCUUUUGGAAAGUGUCGGCUCUGAGGAUAUAGAACACGCACAUCUCUACUUUUUUCAUUGUCAGCUCGUCUCAGACUUGGCUCAGCCAUGCAGAAGAACGCUGAUGGGCCAGCCGGUGACAACGCUGAACAUCCACGUGUUUGUUAAGACAAUGAAAGCACCUCUGCUGACUGAAGUUGCUGAAGACCCUCAGCAAGUUUCGACGGUUCAUCUCCAGCUAGGACUACCACUGGUUUUUAUUGUUAGCCAAAAAGCUACGUAUGAAGCCGACAGAAGAACUGCAGAAUGGGUUGCUUGGCAUCUUCUAGGAAAAGCCGGAGUUCUACUCUUGUUAAGGGACUCAUUGGAAGUGAGCAUUCCUCAGUAUACCAACGUGGUCUUCAAAAGAGCAGAAAAGGAAGUGCCAGUGGAAUUUUUGGUGCUACCUGAUGUUGAUUCCAUCAUUUCUUAUGUGGAAAAUCAUAUGCACUUGGAGGAGAUACCGGAGAAUGAAGACAGUGACUUGGAAGAGCCAGAUUUGGAUAUUCAAGAUGAUGAAGUAGCAGAGACUGUUUACAGAGAUAGGAAGAGGGAGUUACCUUUGGAACUGACCGUGGAACUCACAGAAGAGACGUUUAACGCGACGGUGGUGGCUUCCGACAGCGUCGUACUCUUCUAUGCGGGCUGGCAAGCGGUAUCCAUGGCCUUUCUGCAGUCCUAUAUUGAUGUGGCAGUUAAAUUGAAAGGCACAUCUGCUGUGCUUCUUGCUAGAAUAAACUGUGCAGAUUGGUCUGAUGUGUGUUCUAAGCAAAAUGUUACAGCAUUUCCUGCUGUAAAGAUGUACAAGAAGGGUGAGAACCCUGUGUCUUACGCUGGUAUGUUGGGGCCGGAAGGGCUCCUGAAGUUCAUCCAGCUCAACAGGAUCUCAUGUCCAGUGAAUAUAGCAUCAGUACAAGAAGCAGAAGAAUAUUUAAAUGGAGAAUUGUAUGAAGACCUGGUUAACUAUUCUAGCCUGUCAGCGCUGGGACUGUUUAGUCCAACUAUGACCGUGGCAAAAGAAGAUUUCACUGAAGCAGGAAACUACUUGAAAGGAUGUGUCCUCACUGGGAUUUAUUCUGGAGAAGAUGCUUGGAUACUGGCAAAUAAAUAUGCUGCAACUCUUCCAGCCCUGCUGCUUGCCAGACACGAAGAUGGCAAGAUAGAGAGCGUGCCACUGGCUGGCACCCGCGCGCAGGACGUCGUGCAGAUGGUAACGGGUGCAGCCCGGGAAACCUUUCCAGAAAUCACUGUGGAAAAUCUUCCCACUUAUUUAAGACUUCAGAAACCAUUACUGAUUUUAUUCAGCGAUGGCAGCAUAAAUCCUCAGUACAGAAAAGCAAUAUUGACACUGGUGGAACACGAACACUCGGAUUCAUUUACUCCUGGCUGGCUGAAUCUCAAGAAUACUCCUGUGGGCAGAGGAGUCCUGCAGGUGUAUUUUGGCCGUCUGCCUCCUCUUCCUCUUCUGGUUUUGGUGAAUCUGCAUUCAAAUGGCCAAGUGUUCGCGUUUCCUUCAGACCGGCCUAUAAAUGAACAAAACCUUGCACUGUGGCUUAAGAAAUUAAAAGUAGGACUAGAGAAUCAUAUCAAAAUCUUACCUGCUCAGGAGUGGAAGCCCCCGCUCCCAGCUCACGACUUCCUAAGCAUGAUGGAUGCUGCUGCAGCUCAGCCUCCCCCUGGGAAAGCUCUGGGGUGCGGGAAAGCAGCCCCCGUGCAGGAGAACGAGAAGGAGCAACACGAAGAUGAGCUGGCAAGGAGGAAAGAGCCCGUUGAAACCCUGAGAAUAAAGCAUUGGAAUAGAAAAGAAACGGAGAAGUCUCUUAGGCCCCAUAAAGAGUUAUGAUGCUCACAAGUGAAUGGAUUUCUUGGGGCUGUAAUUGACAGGAUGAAAUUUACUUAAAAAUGUAUUUCACCCACUAAGUGUACUCCCAUUGGCUUAAUAUUAAAAAUUAUU